GCUCCCGCCGCCCUUCCUUUCAUUUCUGCUUUACCUUCUCCAAAGCGCUGGGUUUCCGUGUCAUAAAGUGAAGCCGAUCGCCACACUUGGUGAGAUGGUCCUGGUCCCGCGCGCUUCCAGUACAGGUGGACGGAAAGGGGGCUGCCUGCCAAAUACUUCUGGUUGGAGGGAGGGGUGAGAGUGCUCGCUCCAAACCACUCCUGGAAUGGCUUGACUCGCCCGGCGCGAAUCAAUGACACCCUCUCGCUGGCUGCCGCAGGCUCCUGGAGCUGCGCUGCCGCGUGGAUCCCCGGAUCCGGACCCUGGCGGCUGGCGGCGCUUGGGGACACAGCCCCGGACAGUAGCGUGGCGUCCCGAGGUGGCCAGGGGUCUGGCUGAGAACAUGGCCAAUGGCAUUGAUGAGCUCAUUGGCAUCCCCUUCCCCAACCACAGCAGUGAACUCCUUUGCAGCCUCAAUGAGCAGCGGCAUGCCGGCCUACUGUGUGACGUGCUGCUUGUGGUCCAGGAACAGGAGUACCCCACCCACCGCUCCGUGCUGGCUGCCUGCAGCAAGUACUUUAAGAAGCUCUUCACAGCUGGCAGCCUAACCAGCCAGCCCUACGUCUAUGAGAUCGACUUCGUCCAGCCUGAGGCCCUGGCCGCCAUCCUGGAGUUUGCCUAUACCUCCACACUCACCAUCACUGCCGCCAAUGUCAAACACAUCCUCAACGCUGCCAGGAUGCUGGAGAUCCAGUGCAUUGUGAAUGUAUGCCUGGAGAUCAUAGAGCCUGGUGGUGAUGGUGGUGAGGAGGAUGACAAGGAAGAUGAUGAUGAUGACGAAGAUGAUGACGAUGAGGAGGAUGAAGAGGAGGAGGAGGAGGAAGAGGAGGAGGACGAUGAUACAGAGGACUUUGCUGACCAAGAAAACUUGCCUGACCCCCAGGACAUCAAUUGCCACCAAAGCCCCUCCAAAACAGACCAUCUCACAGAGAAGGCCUAUUCAGACACACCCAGAGACUUCUCCGAUUCCUUCCCGGCCGACAGCCCUGGCCAUCUGGGGGUGAUCCGGGAUUUCUCCAUUGAAUCUCUGCUGAGGGAAAACUUGUACCCCAAAGCUAACAUCCCCGACAGACCUAGCUUAUCUCCAUUCACCCCGGACUUCUUCCCUCACCUCUGGCCAGGGGACUUUGGUGCCUUUGCCCAGUUGCCUGAGCAGUCCAUGGACAAUGGGCCACUGGAUCUAGUCAUCAAAAACCGGAAGAUCAAGGAAGAGGAGAAGGAAGAGCUUCCCCCACCCCCACCCCCACCCUUCCCUAGUGAUUUCUUCAAGGACAUGUUCCCUGACCUGCCCGGGGGGCCUCUAGGCCCCAUCAAGGCAGAGAACGACUAUGGUGCCUAUCUCAACUUCCUGAGUGCCACCCACCUGGGGAGUCUCUUUCCACCUUGGCCACUGGUGGAGGAGCGCAAGCUGAAGCCCAAGGCCUCUCAGCAGUGUCCCAUCUGCCACAAGGUCAUCAUGGGGGCUGGGAAGCUGCCGCGGCACAUGAGAACCCACACUGGGGAGAAGCCAUAUAUGUGUAACAUCUGCGAGGUCCGCUUCACCAGGCAGGACAAACUCAAGAUCCACAUGCGGAAGCACACGGGGGAGCGGCCCUACCUGUGCAUCCACUGCAACGCCAAGUUCGUGCACAACUACGACCUCAAGAACCACAUGCGCAUCCACACGGGCGUGCGCCCCUACCAGUGCGAGUUCUGCUACAAGAGCUUCACGCGCUCCGACCACCUGCACCGCCACAUCAAGCGCCAGAGCUGUCGCAUGGCCCGGCCCCGGCGUGGUCGCAAGCCCGCCGCCUGGAGAGCCACCAGCCUGCUCUUUGGGCCCGCGGAGCCCCCACCCGACAAGGCGGCCUUUGUGAUGCCCCCCGCGCUGGGCGACGUGGGCGGCCACUUGGGCGGCGCAGCCAUGUGCCUCCCAGGCCCCAGCCCUGCCAAGCACUUCCUGGCAGCCCCCAAGGGUGCCCUGAGCCUGCAGGAGCUGGAGCGCCAGUUCGAGGAGACGCAGAUGAAGCUGUUCGGGCGCGCGCAGAUGGAGGCAGAAAGGAACGCGGGUGGCCUCCUGGCCUUGGCCUUGGCCGAGAACGUGGCCGCCGCGCGGCCCUACUUUCCGCUGCCCGACCCCUGGGCCGCAGGCCUGGCCGGCCUUCCCGGGCUCGCCGGCCUGAAUCACGUGGCCUCCUUGUCUGAAGCCAACAACUAGACUGGCCCUGGUAGACCCCAGUCCUUGGCCCUGCCCCCUGCUCCCUGCCCUCCCCCUCUCCCAGGCCCACUCUGCACUCCCUCCAGUGGGUUUGAACUUUGUAUUUUGCAAACACAAAGGGAAA
This is a messenger RNA of Dipodomys ordii (Ord's kangaroo rat), 2360 nucleotides long. It is a transcript of the gene Zbtb7c, whose product is annotated as zinc finger and BTB domain containing 7C. NCBI's taxonomy places the organism in Eukaryota, Metazoa, Chordata, Mammalia, Rodentia, Heteromyidae. The coding region runs from base 233 to 2236 and encodes 667 amino acids. Gene Ontology annotation, biological process: regulation of transcription by RNA polymerase II. The transcript has 3 exons. Gene Ontology annotation, molecular function: protein binding; RNA polymerase II cis-regulatory region sequence-specific DNA binding; DNA-binding transcription factor activity, RNA polymerase II-specific. The record is from RefSeq and is a predicted model, not a curated record.